AUGCCCCUUUUCAAGACCCUGUCUCCAUUCGGUUCCUUCGCAUUCGAUCCAAGUCCCUGGUUCUCGCAUCUGUUCUCCAACCUCGUUCAACAUUUUCGCCAACUAAAAGCCUACCGAUUUCUCUCACAGUCCAUCCUCUUCCUCGAAAUUGCGAGCGCUUUUCGACGCCCAACAUUCCGACUACUAAAAAGUGUCUACUACGCUCCUCAUGACUCGUUGGAAUACAUUGAUGGAGGUAGCGCUCUUGGAGAAGAAAUUAGCGCCGUGGAAUGUGUGGAGGUUGACGACUUGAAAGAUCACACUAAGCCCGUGGUCCAAAGCCCGUUGGCGGCUGCGUUCGUCGCUAACGUCGGAGGCGAUGCUCCGGAUAUCAAUAACAACAUGACCGUGGGGGAUUCAAGAGAGAGGUUAUCGGACGUGUCGAUGAGCGAGACUCACCUCCAUGUACAAUCAAUCGUCGAUAUGUCCUCCAUACGAGAAUCUCAGGUUACAGCGAAAAUCAGGAGGAGGGCGCUCCUUAUUGGUGUUGGAAAUAAUUUGAGACGUGAGGACCUGAACGACCUUCCUUCUACGAAUGACCUUCCGCCUACAAACGAAUAUUCCUGUCGCGAACACCGUGAUGUGGAGGACAUGCGCUCUCUCCUGGAAGAUAUGUAUGGCUAUGACCCGAAUGAGAUUGUUUCUCUAUUAGACGACAACAAAGAAGGGUCUAUUCAUCCCACGCGAGAGAACAUUGUCCGCCAGAUACAAAUACUUGUAGAGGGGGCUAAACAAAACGACCAUUUCUUCUUUUAUUUCGUAGGCCAUUCAUUUCAAGAAGAUACGGACGACGAGGAAGAAGAGGACAGGAAGAACGAGUUUAUUUUGACUGCCGAUGGGGAGGAAAUCAUGGACAACGAACUUCGACAACUACUUGUUGAUCCUCUCCCAUCGACAUGCUCAUUGACAGCGAUUUUUGACUCCUGUCACUCCUGCUCACUCCUCGGUAGUAUCUCCCUCAUUUUAGAUGUAACCGAGUCUAUGUUCCAUGGCUCAACAGAGGGAAAAGGAGAACAGAUACAAUACUGGCAAAAAAUCAACGGAAGCUGGAAAUUGAUCAACAUGACAGAUUAUUUCGAGCACCUCAAUCUCGAUGCUACCUUGCCCAACAACUUUCUUCUCAAGUCGGCCCUGGCCAGUCCCUCUUCAACACGUCGUGCGACCGGGUUUCCUCCACCGCAUUUUCCAUCUGGAGAUCCGUCCAACAAACCACGACCGCCCAUUAGACGACCACGUAUUCUGACGGAAAUCUCAGAGUACACAGCAUCCGUUCCUACCAGCAUGCCUACCCCUAAUUCAGGCAGAGCUAUUGCCUCGCCUGUCUCCUUGUAUUGUCAUGGUAAUUGCAGGAAAGAUCCCAUCUUCAUGAGGAGGAAUGUACCCCAAGCUGACGUCAUCUGUCUGUCGUCAUCCAAAGACAGCCAAGUAACAUGGAUUAGAGAUGGUUCCACAAUGACUCAAUUUUUGGUCAAGAUGCUGAGAGAGCAGCCGAGACGGAAGCUCAAAGAUGUACUCACGCUGGUUAGCCAUGACAUCCACCGAAGCUACAUCGAAAUGCACGAUGAGUCGCGAGACUAUAAGAGACAGGUCAAGAAAUGGAACACUGAGAUUAAACUUGGGAAGAAAAAGAAGGUGAUCCCGCCACCCAAUCUGGAGAUACACAAUUUUCAAGAUCCUCAGAUUUCCAGCUUGCGCCCAUUGAAUAUGGAUAGAUAUUUCGAACCAUAA
Messenger RNA from Psilocybe cubensis, 1767 nucleotides. RefSeq lists its product as uncharacterized. Lineage: Eukaryota; Fungi; Basidiomycota; Agaricomycetes; Agaricales; Agrocybaceae. The transcript has 15 exons. Gene Ontology annotation, molecular function: cysteine-type endopeptidase activity. The record is from RefSeq and is a predicted model, not a curated record. The coding region runs from base 1 to 1767 and encodes 588 amino acids. Gene Ontology annotation, biological process: proteolysis.